CGGCAUUCACUCUUGCAGGCAGCCCUAACUGCUGUCAGCAACAGCUCGCUGACAAGCCGCAGUUGACAUGACUAACAGAACAACACAUCCGCUCCCCGCUAGGUGAUGUUAAUUGAAGACAAGGGACAGUAUGUUGGACGUUUCUCUUUUCUCUCAACUUAUCCGAUUGGAGCGUCCAUAACAUGGCUCCGUUCCGUUGACUCAGGACCCCUUCUCAAACUCCUCGCAAGGCCGCUGAUGAGCCCAUAAUCGACGAAGAUUUUCAAACUGUGUCUGGCUUCUCUUCUGUCAUACUGACCAGAAAUGAACUUCUCUGGCAUUGAUCCAGUUUUGCCAACAAAUGGCUUGUCACAGGAUUCUCCGCUUGCACAACAGCUCCAAUCUGCGAUUGCAGAUAUCCUACCUGAUGAGCUGGCUGCGCCAUCAUCGUCUUCAUCUACUCAAUCGAGGGCCACAUCCCCUUCCGCACCCUCCGUUACUUCGUCAUUCGGAUCAUCCCCGCCUACACCACACCACCCUGUCACUAAUUUGACCCUAGAAAAGGAGAAUUUACUGGGUGACUUGAACCACUUUAUUCCCGUGGGGAUUUUACAAAGAUGCGAUGAGCUAGACAAUAAUCACGAACCCAGAGUUAUAGACCAAGAAUCGGUAUCUCCCUACCCCAGCGCUGCGCUCUCGCAGCUGGAGCAAAAUAAUUGGAUUCGAACUUCUAUUUGCCGCAAUAAGAAAUUUGCUGGGUGGAGUGCUAUACGUAUUUAUGUUCUUCCCGAUGACAUUGGUAGGAAACACAUCCACCGAUCCAGCGGGGUGUUAAGGGGAUGUUUGAAAGUAGUGAUGUCAAAGGUGGAUACAUCGGCGACGGCAUGGGAAGGUAAUUUCGAUCCCUAUGCACAACCAGCGCCGAGAUCCACGGAGGUAGAGUCAUUGUUUUAUAUCUUUAAUACUCUCGAAUCACCAACCCCUGAUAUUGACAAAGUUUCCGACCCUCAUGCAAGAGCUGCGAUCGAAGAGGUUCUUUGGAAAGAAGGGGACUACGUUGGCGGAUCUGAUGAAGACACUGGUGUUAUUGGCCUGAAAACUCCCUUGUAUGCUUAUCAGCGCCGUUCAGCAGCGUAUAUGAUUCAAAGAGAGUCCGAGCCAGCACAAAUGCUGGACCCUCGUUUACAAGCACUGCAUGGCCCAACUGGACAACCUUAUUAUUAUGAUAAAGAAGAAGGAAACAUUCUUCAUGAGAAACGGCUCUACUCGGAGGCGUGUGGCGGAAUUUUGGCGGAAACGAUGGGCUACGGCAAAACUCUGAUAUGUUUGGCCGUUAUACUUGCAACGAGGGGCCAUUUCCCUCGCAUUCCAAUUCACUGUAUGGAAGGCCUUCACCCCGUUCGUGAGAAAACAGCAUCAUUACUUGAAAUGGCUGCAGCAACCGCAGGGCGUUUCUCCCUCCCGUGGAAGUCGUACUUUGAGCGGUUGGAGGCUUCGGGAAUGCAUUUUGAAAAAUGCAUAUCAGCCUGUGAAUCCAAUCGUGGGAGCUACGCAAUACUUAGGCCACCUCAGAGGUAUAAAAGCCGAGAAGUUGCACUGAAAGUGACACCUACCAAAUUACGGCUGUGUUCUGGAACCCUUAUCGUCGUACCGCCAAACUUGGUUGACCACUGGUUAAGUGAAAUUGACAAGCAUACGCAGGGUCUGAAGGUACUUGUUCUCCGGGACAGUCGCCGUGCGACUCCUCCUCCAGAGAAAUUGCUUGAAUAUGAUAUUCUUCUAUUUUCAAAGUCACGUUUCGAAAAGGAAGCUGGUGGUGGUGGACGUUCUUCAGGUUUUGCACCAGAACCGCGGAAAGCUUCCCCAUUGAAACGUCUACAUUGGCUUCGCAUCAUAGUCGAUGAAGGUCAUAAUUUUGCUGCCAAAGGUGCACGAACCACGGCCGUCCAUGCACUUAGUCAACUGCACGUUGAGCGACGUUGGGUUGUUUCAGGUACCCCUUCACGUGGCCUAUAUGGCAUUGAAGUUGCCCUAGCCUCACAGGAGAGUGUGGAAGGAGGAUGUGAGAAACAAGGAGAUGCCUCAUCCAUUUUGCAGGCUCGAAAAAUGUCAACCAAUGUCAUGGAAGAAGAGCUAAAGAACAUAGAUAAACUCCGGUCAAUUGUUGUUGACUUUCUUGCCUUGAAGCCUUGGUCAAACUCAAGAGCAGAAGACCCAGCCAGCUGGGCAAAGUAUAUCAAACCUGUUGGGCUGGAUGGGAAUCGCAGAACUUCUCCGUCCCUCCGAUCUACGCUUCAAUCACUUGUGGUCCGGCAUCGAGCCGAGGACGUAAACAGGGAUCUAACGUUGCCUAAGCUGCAUAACAAGGUGACUUACUUGGAGCCAACUUUCUAUGACAAAAUGUCUUUGAACCUUUUCAUAUUCACACUUACGGUCAAUGCAAUCACCUCUGAGCGGACAGGUGAAGAUUACAUGUUCCAUCCCAAGAAUCGCAAACAUUUAGCUGUCCUCAUUAGCAAUCUGAGACAAGCUGGUUUCUGGGCCGGUUUCGAGAAAAAUGAGGUACAAAAGUCGGUAGAUUUUGCCCGGGAGUAUCUCGGGAAGAACACUCACAGGAUUGAUGCAGGCGAUAAAAGGCGACUGAGUGAGGCAAUUAUCGUCACCGAAAAGGCAAUAAACUGCAAGUCUUGGGAUGCUCUUAGUAAGUUUACUGAGUUGGGGAUUUUUCUGGAUGAGUUCCCAGAUCAUGCACGCGCCGAAUGGGCAAUUGAUGCCAGCAAUGGACAUUCUGAGCCCUUACUCCUUGGGAUCUCACAAGCCAGACAUGCACAAAGGUUUGUCGCUUCACACCUUUGUGCUUUUGACCCUUCUGAAGGUAUCGCUGGCGCCGGAAUCCGGGCGCGAAGUCAAAUGAAGGAGCGAGGGAAUGUGCCUGAUAAAAAGCCCAAUGAUAACCUUGUUCACCGGCCAAAACCUGAAGGAAUUGAAAUUUCGCUGUCGAAGAAAUCAUUCUCUCUGGGCCGCGUCAAGAGACUUUCUCCCGAAUCACCCCUCAAUAAAACUAAGCUAGUUGCUACUGCGUCAGCCAAACUCACGUAUUUACUAGAUAAGGUGCUUGAAUUUCAGGAACAGGAGAAAAUCAUUAUUUUCUAUGAAGGGAAUAACACGGGCUUCUACAUUGCAGAAGGACUUGAAAUUCUCGGUGUCGAAUUCCGAAUUUAUGCAAAUACUUUGAAAACGCAGACCCGAUCGGAGUAUCUCUCACUGUUUAACGAAACGGAAACCGUACGGGUCCUACUUAUGGACCUUCGUCAAGCCUCCCACGGUCUUCAUAUCGCGUGCGCCUCCCGAGUUUUCAUCGUAAAUCCAAUUUGGGAUCCAAACAUUGAAAGCCAAGCAAUCAAACGAGCUCACCGCAUCUCGCAGACCAAGCCUGUUUAUGUGGAGACCCUUGUUCUUAAAGGUACGCUCGAAGACAGGAUGCUUCGGCGACGGAAACAGAUGUCAACUACCGAAUUGCGGCAUGCGGAGAAAGAUCCCCUAGAUGACCAGACGAUGAGCAGCAUUAUUCAAAAUGAAGAGGUCAUCCCUAUCCCCGAAACCGAUGCUUCUGAAAGACCUGCAUACCUGAAAAUACCCGUCGGUUUUUUUGAUCGACAUACCUUACCCAUUCCUGACGAUUACCAGGAGGUUGAGCAUGUAUCGCCAGUCUCGUUGCCACAUUCCCCAUCAGCACCGGCGCCUGUUAAAGUAGCGACUCCCACUAAGAAAAGCAAACCUUCCAACGAUUUCCCUUGGCUAGAAUCAGAUGUCCAGUCGUCAUCGAAUUCUAGUCCAAACAUACGUAAAAAGAGACGUUUGAACGGGCAUUUGGAGACUAUGAAUGGUAUUAUUAUGGAGGCUCCUCGGACCAGAACACCACCCUCCCGCCGCGAUCCAGUCCCGCAAGUUGUGCUUCAUACUAAUUAAGGCGCAUCUCCGGCUGAUAACACUCACGCUUUUCCUGUAUUGUAUGAUGGCCCAAGUGAUACAGCUGAGGAUCUGCCUCGUUCUGAGGAGGAUCCUGAGUCACACCUUUUCGAAAAUUUAUUACCUCUGCGCUGGCUUCUUUAUUAACUCAGAGCUCUUGCUUAAACUAGCGUGUCGGUUCUUGUUUCACUAUUACGUUUUUUUUUCUUUUGUUUUAAACUCUGCCUGGGGUGCGGCAGCUGGACGACUCGUCCUGGCGUUAGGUGGUGUUCUGGAUGUGGAUAUGGAUAUGGAUAUGGGUAUGUAUGGGUAAGGUAUGGGUAUGGUUAUGGACAUGGAUCUGAAUCCGAAUAUGGAAUCUGAGUUCUAGGACUUUGAAGCCAAUCAUGGUGGCAGCGCAAAGUGGGGGGCUGAUAUUUCUCAAGUUUAAAUACUACCAUAUAUUUCCCAUUGUACCGCACUACGGCAGCCUAUAUAUAAUAUAGUGACAUUUGGGUCAAAUGGAUAUUUUUU
Molecule: messenger RNA, 4461 nt
Organism: Blastomyces dermatitidis ER-3
Lineage: Eukaryota; Fungi; Ascomycota; Eurotiomycetes; Onygenales; Ajellomycetaceae
Product: SNF2 family helicase
Exons: 3
Coding region: 304-3948 (1214 amino acids)
Molecular function (GO): ATP binding; ATP-dependent chromatin remodeler activity
Source: RefSeq, a predicted model, not a curated record